UAUACGGAUGAAAAGCGAAACUCAGCCCAGUCUCCUCCUUCCUUCUGUGCUCAAGAUGGCUGCUACAAGGAGGUUAACCAAGGAACUGAAUGAUAUAAGAAAUUCUGGUUUAAAAGUCUUCCGGCAAAUUCAAGUUGAUGAGUCAAAUAUUCUAUAUUGGCAAGGGUUAAUUGUUCCUGACAAGGUUCCAUAUAAUAAAGGCGCUUUUAAAAUAGAAAUCAAUUUUCCAGCAGAAUAUCCUUUUAAGCCACCAAAGGUAACCUUCAAAACUAAAAUUUAUCAUCCAAAUAUUGAUGAGAAAGGUCAAGUUUGUUUACCAAUAAUUAGCCCAGAAAACUGGAAGCCUGCUACUAAAACUGAGCAAGUGAUUCAGGCACUGGUUGCAUUGGUACAUGACCCUGAACCUGAGCAUCCACUGCGUGCUGAUCUUGCGGAGGAGUACACUAGAAAUCGAAGACAGUAUGAAAAGAAUGCAGAAGAAUUCACAAAAAAAUAUGCGGAAAAACGACCUGCAGAAUAGACGUCAAAGUUUGCAAUCCAUCCUUUGUAUCAAUCUAGCAGAAGGGACAAGAAGAUAGACUUUUGUAUCAUGUUUGGUUGCAUUUGUUGAACGUAGUAUAUAAUCUAUAAGAUGAUGUCACACAAAUUAAGAACACUGUUACUUUUUAGCAGGCCUUAGUAAGGCUUAUUACAUGAUUAGUUAGCAAGACCAGUAUGGGUAGACAGAAUAAUUCAUGGCGCAAA
This is a messenger RNA of Rhopilema esculentum, 744 nucleotides long. RefSeq names its product ubiquitin-conjugating enzyme E2 L3. The record is from RefSeq and is a predicted model, not a curated record. NCBI's taxonomy places the organism in Eukaryota, Metazoa, Cnidaria, Scyphozoa, Rhizostomeae, Rhizostomatidae.